AUGUGGAUUGAGGAUGAUGGACAAGCUGUGGAGCCACCCACGCUAGACGAAAUACGAAAAGCGGUUAGACAGCUUAAAAAUGGAAAGGCCGCUGGGAAAGACGGGAUCCCGGCUGAAUUUCUCAAAGUCGAAAGCGAGCGGCUGUUCUACGUACUCCACCAAGUAAUUGCAAUGAUCUGGGAAGGAGAGGAAAUGCCUUCGGACUGGCUGGAUGGUAUCAUAUGCCCUAUCUACAAAAAGGGUCACCGACUUGACUGCGUCCAUGGACAGAAUCCUUUGACGGCGAAUACCAAUGCGGUUUUCGAGAAGGACAUUCAACAACGGACCAGAUGUUCACCUUGUGACAAAUUCUCGAUAAAUUUCGAGACGUACGACUCAGUGAAACGUAACGAAUUGUGGCAGAUCAUGUUAGAACAUGGGUUUACGACAAAACCAAUAAGACUGAUUCGUGCGACGCUCGAUAGAUCAAAAUCAAGCGUCAAGAUAGCUGGUACGAUAUCCGAUACUUUCGUGACAUUAGAUGGAUUGAAGCAGGACGACGCGCUCUCAAAUCUGUUGUUCAAUAUAGCGCUCGAAGGUGCCAUACGAAGAUACGGCGUGCAAAGAAACGGAACCAUCAUCAAUAAGUCUCACAUGCCUCUUGAAUUUGCGGACGACAUUGAUAUUAAUGGGGUGGAUCGUAGAGCUGUGAAAGAGGCUUUUGUGCCCUUCAAGAAAGAAUCUGCGAGAAUAUGGUUGACGAUAAAUUCUACCAAGACUAAAUACAUGGUGGCUGGCAGAGAACGAGGUAGCCCAAACGGUGUAGUACCCGAGGGUGAGAUUGAUGGGGUAUUAUACGACGUUGUUGACGAGUUCAUAUAUCUUGGAACGCUAGUGACAUGCGAUGAUAUUAGCCGCGAGGUAAAAAGCACAAAACUUGCUCUACACAAGUCGUUUAUACUACAUGUUGUCCUAUACAGCCACGAAGCAAGGUCGUUGAAGGAAACAGAUGUUCGAGUACUCGGCGUCUUUGAGAGAAAAAUCCUGCGCUCAAUACUUGGCGGCAAAGAAGAGAAUGGAGAAUGGCGCAGACGCAUGAAUCAUGAGCUGUACCAAGUAUACAAAGAUGCGGACAUUGGAAGGCUUAUAAAACACGGCAGACUACAGUGA
Messenger RNA from Malaya genurostris, 1149 nucleotides. RefSeq lists its product as uncharacterized. The transcript has 3 exons. NCBI's taxonomy places the organism in Eukaryota, Metazoa, Arthropoda, Insecta, Diptera, Culicidae. The coding region runs from base 1 to 1149 and encodes 382 amino acids. The record is from RefSeq and is a predicted model, not a curated record.